Cottoperca gobio is the source of this 2368-nucleotide messenger RNA. It is a transcript of the gene abhd11, whose product is annotated as abhydrolase domain containing 11. The record is from RefSeq and is a predicted model, not a curated record. Gene Ontology annotation, biological process: lipid metabolic process. Lineage: Eukaryota; Metazoa; Chordata; Actinopteri; Perciformes; Bovichtidae. Gene Ontology annotation, molecular function: carboxylic ester hydrolase activity. Gene Ontology annotation, cellular component: mitochondrion.
GGGUGCGUCAUACGUCAUGACGCAGUAUCAGCUGUUGACGCCGUAGUGAAGCUCCAUUCAAUCUCGACCUCCGUGUACUCGCACACCGACUCUCUGCUGUCAUUGUAACCGUGUUUAUACAGUCUAUGGUUUAAACUCACAUACUGUUUGUCGAAGCCGGUAACGGAGCAUAUGCUGCCAUGAGUGCUUUGUGUCGCCUUAUCCAGAGAGGACUGCUGAGCGGGCGGCCGUCGUGUCGUUUAUUCGCCGGACAGCAGGAUGUGUGCGGGGUGGCUCCCCCGGUCCGGACAGCCAGCUCAUCCAGCCCGGUCAACUUGACCUAUGAUGUCUUCGAUGGGAAGGGAGAGAGCACUCCCCUGGUGUUUCUCCACGGCCUUUUUGGCAGCAAAUCUAACUUCCACUCAAUAGCGAAGUCCUUGGUGCAACGCACAGGCCGAAAGGUGCUGACUGUAGAUGCCCGUAACCAUGGAAACAGCCCUCACAGCUCAGUGCUGACCUAUGAGUCGAUGACCGAUGAUUUGACACACCUCCUCGCCAAGCUGCACAUCGAGAAGUGCGUCCUCAUCGGCCACAGCAUGGGAGGGAAAACGGCCAUGACGACUGCCCUGACGCAGUCUGGUUUAGUGGAGAGGCUUGUGGUAGUGGACAUCAGUCCAGCCCAGACCACCACACGCACCAACUUCCGCUAUUACAUCCAGGCCAUGCAGGAAGUGAAGAUCUCCAGUGACAUCCCGCGGUCCACUGCCAGGAGGAUGGCUGAGGAUCAGCUGCGCAGUUUAGUCAAGGAGCGCUCAGUGCGUCAGUUCCUGCUGACUAACCUGGUGGAGCACAAUGGCCACUAUGAGUGGAGGGUCAACCUGAGUGCCAUCUCGGCGCACCUUGAAGACAUCAUGAGCUUCCCCAGCUUCGACACCGUCUAUGACGGACCUACAAUGUUUUUGGGUGGCGCCAGCUCUGCCUAUAUCAGCUCCGACGAUUACCCAGAGAUCGAGAGGCUAUUCCCCAACGCUGACAUCCAGUACAUCCCAGAUGCGAGCCACUGGAUCCACGCAGAUAAACCCUUAGAUUUCAUCAGCUCCAUCAUCUCCUUCCUCCAGUCCUAGCUGCCUCCUGCCUCAGAACUUUUUUUAAUGCUCAGCACUCCUGAGCGUGCCCUCACUGAAAAUGACAGUUAGUAUUCAGCAGCUUCAGCAGGAGCAAGUGGAGUUAUAAAUGAUGCUAAUAUUUGCCAACACUGGACCAAACUCACCUUUUUACAACAGUCAGUCCUUUUUUAAAAUAUUAGUGAAGUGUAGCGUAGGUGAACUUUUCUUUAAUUUAGUCUUUCUGCCAGACAAGUAGUGUAACUAGAUUGUCUGGUUUCUAGAUGCGUUUUCAUUGAUUUGUAGGUCAGCAGGUAGACGAUAUGUAACAGGGCUGUUUUGGAGGUGAUGUACUAAUCCAAAGAAACUCUCAUUUGCACAGUGCUUUCUUUAAGUUGAAACGUUUAUGCCAGUAAGAUAGAAAAGUGGCUUUAGGCCAAGUAUAAUCUGGGACUGCUGAAGUGCACCAGCAGUAAGAGGGUUUGAUAUGAAACUUUUGACAGCACUGGAAUGAAACAAAUGGUCUAUCCGAGAAGCUGAGUGAAGAAAGUGCAAAUUAAAAGAUGACUCCAAAGGGAGUUUGGCAUCAUGUCAGGAGGUUCAAGCUCUGCAAAAAGGCUAUAAUGCAGCCUUGGUGUACAGAGCGUUUGUUGUAGAAAGUUAUUUUAAGGUUGAUAAUAGUGAUAUAUUCAAUAUGUAACUUUAUUUCUCACAUCCUCUCCUCUCUGUACCUGCUGUAUGUCAGAGAUGGGGAUUUAGAGUUCAGUGACUUUGUCACAACUAGAGGUCAUCGAGAGUGCUGGUUAUAUUUUUAUUAACAUAAUUAUCUAUGGAAAAACAAGCUGAAACAUUUAAAUGCAGAAUUUUCACAAUCUGUUUCCUGAAUAUCUCAGGUUACGAGUGAAUAUGCUAAUUAUUAAAAACUUAAACUAUUCUCCUGUCUGUCUGGCAAUAAGCCGUAGUAAUGUUGUUGUGUAUUUGGUCAGUGUUUUGAAGAAACAUGUUUUACUGAGUUAUUAUCCGUAUCUCGCUUAUCUUUACGACUAAAGAGCUCUGUGGAUAUCUCACAAAUAUAUGCUGCAGCAAUGUAUGUUGUUGUUUAAAUGUAACAGUGUUAAUAUAAGUUCUGUUUCCAUGGGUUUGAGCAGUACGGUCCAGUAGUGAAACUGCCAUCUGUAUGAAUAAGCAGGGUGUUGUAAAUGUGUACCUCUUUUGUCAAGAGCUCUUUUCCAGUUCUGUAAAACUUGAUGAUAAAAAAAAUAAAAACUUUUAUUCUACACUAACAA